Molecule: messenger RNA, 700 nt
Organism: Guillardia theta CCMP2712
Lineage: Eukaryota; Cryptophyceae; Pyrenomonadales; Geminigeraceae
Exons: 3
Coding region: 10-408 (132 amino acids)
Source: RefSeq, a predicted model, not a curated record
AGGUUCACAAUGGCUGCAAGUAGAAGUCACGAAAUGGAAACUUUACGGUCAGGAAACGCAGCAAACGGAGGGCAGCAGACUGGGGACGACGAGGCCGUUGCUCGUGCUCUGCAGGAGGAGUAUGACCGUGAGAACAGAGAGCUAGCUCAAGCGAGGAUGCAUGCGCCUCUCCCAGACUACCGACGAGCAGGUUACCAAGACCCGUCGUACUCGUCUCACGACCCCCCCACCAUUGUUCAUGUAGCCUGUUCAACCUGCAGGGACAUCAACGCGAUCCCUUUCUCCCCUGCCCCUAUCGACUUUCGCUGCUGCCGCUGCGGCUUUCUCAAUCGCUACCAUCCUCCCCGCGCUCAUCGCGCCUACUACGAUCACGUCUGGCCGGCACCCGUGCUGUGCACUAUCAGCUGAGAGGGUGUGCUGGGGGUAGUUGGGGAUAGGCGAUGUUUGUGCAACAGCUGGAGGUCGAGACGACGGGGAGAACAAGCGGGCGAGGUGAAGUGCCGUGUCAAAGACGAUGCAGUCUCAUAAGGAACCUCGUCAAUGGUGUGUUAGUGUAGUCCAUGGUGUGUAACGUAGUCAAUGGUGUGCGUUUGAACGAGGUAGUUGUUUGCUAUGGAAGAAAGAGCUGAUCUGCCGGCGUGAGGAGAAACAACAACUGCUGCAUGCUAACAUGCAAACAUUAAAAAUCUUCAUUUUGAUU